CAAAGUCAUGAAUAUCUAUCGUCAUUUCUUUAGCCUCCAUUUGUAUUUCUUCGCUCCCACCAGACUUCAUCUAACUUUCAUUUUAACAACAUAACCAUCUCUAUAUAUAUACUUCAAAUCUCACAUUACAACUCCACUUCUCAAAUUCACUUCAAUAAUGGCUGCUGGUCUUGAAUCCAUGGCUCUCUCUGCUUCUUCUCGCCCACCCAGUUCGCUCGCGCCUUCUAUGUCUUCUCCUUCAUCCAGAAUUUGGUUUUCCAGUGGUCGGAUCACGAAAUAUUUGCCGGGUUUCACGGGGUUGAAGAUCCAAGCGCCUUUGAAAUCGUCAUCAGCUUCGUCGUGUUCGAAGGUUCCUACGGUUUCUCCCUAUAAGACCGGCAUUGUUUGUGAAGCUCAAGACACUGCCCUUGAUAUUCCAACUGUGAAUGAUACAACUUGGCAGUCAUUGGUUUUGAAGGCUGAUGGACCUGUGCUAGUUGAAUUUUGGGCCCCGUGGUGUGGGCCUUGCCGCAUAAUCCAUCCAGUUAUAGGUGAACUAGCAGAGCAGUAUGCUGGCAAGCUCAAGUGCUUUAAGUUGAACACUGACGAAAGUCCUUACAUUGCUACUCAAUAUGGAGUCCGAAGCAUCCCAACCAUCAUAAUUUUCAUCAGUGGUGAGAAGAAAGACGCUAUUCUUGGUGCUGUGCCCAAGUCCACCCUAAUUGCUAGCAUUGAGAAGUUCGUGUAGGGAAGAAAAAUGGAAUCUUCUUGCUAUAGUUUUGCUGUUUUGGAUCCUCUUCAGUGUUAUGAGGAUGAAAAUUUAUCCUUUCUGAAUAAUUUCAGAAGCUUCAUUCUACCAAUGUUUUUUUUUUUUAAUGAUGCUCUUUUAUUAUUUUAUAUAUCACAAACUUCAACACCAUCAAUAACAAGCAAUUCAUUGUCUGAAA
Messenger RNA from Mangifera indica (mango), 926 nucleotides. Its product is annotated as thioredoxin 1-like. Gene Ontology annotation, molecular function: oxidoreductase activity, acting on a sulfur group of donors, disulfide as acceptor; protein-disulfide reductase activity. Gene Ontology annotation, cellular component: cytoplasm. The transcript has 2 exons. Bases 158 to 727 code for a protein of 189 amino acids. The record is from RefSeq and is a predicted model, not a curated record. Lineage: Eukaryota; Viridiplantae; Streptophyta; Magnoliopsida; Sapindales; Anacardiaceae.